Molecule: messenger RNA, 4496 nt
Organism: Oryza brachyantha (malo sina)
Lineage: Eukaryota; Viridiplantae; Streptophyta; Magnoliopsida; Poales; Poaceae
Product: protein ENHANCED DOWNY MILDEW 2-like
Exons: 19
Coding region: 178-4176 (1332 amino acids)
Source: RefSeq, a predicted model, not a curated record
ACCACCUGCAAAGUCUCCUCGAACGUUCUUCUACUCUCUUUUCUCCCCGGGCCGACCUGCAAAUCUCCUCCGUCUCCGUCGCACUCUGCGUCUAGGGUUCGGUCCCUUCUCGCGAUUCCGCCUCCUACCUCCCGCACCACUCUCCAUAGCGGAUUUGGGUGGUGUUGCGCUGCGGCCAUGAUGUCAUCGGACGACGACCUUGAGCCUCAGCUCAAGGCGGUGGAGAAUUACUACUUUGUAGACGACAAUGAUGUGCCCGUCUCCUUCGAUGUCCUGCCAUUCCAGUUCGAUGCGGCGGAGGAGGUCGCGUCGUUCAAAAAGGAUGUCUACCUGCGGGGGUUCACCGACGGUGGCCUCCAGAAAGUCUACAAGCAGGUGGUCGCCUGGAAGCUAGUUCUUGAUGGAGACUUGCCUGAGAUCACAGUGCUUUCGACGGAGGGCAGUUGGAUUGCCCUGCUGAAGCCGAGGCCUAGCUACGAGGAGACCAUCCGGUCUGUACUGAUCACUGUGGAAAUGCUUCACUUUGCCCGAAGGAGGCCAAUGGAUUCUGAGAAGGACCUGUGGGAUCACCUCCAUGGGGUGUUUGAGAGAUUUGAGGUUGGGCCAUCGGAAGAUGACUUUACGGAUAAUCAGAAUUUAAUAAAACUCUAUGCUCAGAGAGACUCAGAUUUUACAAAUUCACAGGUUUUCCAAGUCUUCGUGAAAGACAAGAUUAUGAAAAAUAUCAGUGAGGUUGCUUCAAAUAAUCUGGGCGUUAAACAAGAGCGGGAUGUUAAACAAGAGCUGGGCGUUAAACAAGAUUGGGAUGUUAAACAAGAGCUGGGCGUUAAACAAGAGCUGGACAUUAAACAAGAGCAGGACAUUAAACAAGAGCUGGUUGCUGAUGUUAAUGAAAUGGAUGAGAUGAUUGAAGAAGACAGCACAUAUGUACCCAACAAUGAUGAUGAUGAAGAGGAUGAGGAAGAUGGAGAUUUAUUUGAUUCAGUAUGUGCUAUUUGUGAUAAUGGAGGAGAGCUCUUAUGCUGUGAAGGUUCAUGUAUGAGGUCCUUCCAUGCAAAAAUAAGAGAUGGAGAAGAUUCUUACUGUGCAACCCUAGGGUACACAAAGGCAGAAGUUAAGGCAAUAAAAAAUUUUGUGUGUAAGAAUUGUGAGCAUAAGCAGCACCAAUGCUUUGUCUGUGGAGCCUUGGAGCCUUCAGAUGGGACAAAUGCCAAGGUCUUCCUCUGUAAUAAUGCAACGUGUGGACACUUCUACCACCCCAAGUGUGUUGCACAAUUGCUUCAUCCUAACAACAUGAAUGAGGCUUCUGAAUUGGAGAAAAAUAUUAUGGUUGGAUUUUCAUUUACGUGCCCUGUACAUUGGUGCUUUAGUUGUAAAGGCCUGGAAGAUAGGACUCAAGAACCAUUGCAAUUUGCUGUCUGCAGACGUUGCCCAAGAUCCUACCAUAGAAAAUGCUUGCCAAGGGAAAUUUCCUUUGAAGACAAUGACGCGGAGGGUAUUAUAACCCGUGCAUGGGAGCUUUCAAAAAGGAUUCUAAUCUACUGCUUGGACCAUGAAAUAGACCUUGAUAUUGGAACACCACCCAGAGACCAUCUAAGGUUUCCUCAUGUUGCAAAAACAGCUUAUUCUGUAAAGAAGAAAGUGAAAGAACUAGCUGAGAAGAAAAGACAGAUCUUUGAUGAUUCAAAUGUUCACGAACCUUUACAGAAGCGUAAGUUAAAUGAGAAGUUCAAUGCAAAAAGUGACAGAGCAAAAAAAGCUGGGGUGAAAACUUCUUUCGAGGGACAUGUUUUUGAGUCUGAAAAGAAAAAGACAAAAUACCUGAAAGAGGCAACACUGCCCGAAGCAUCUUUGGUUGAGUGUGUUGCAGCUGCUUCAAACAGUAGAGAUCAACAUAUGAAAGAACUUGAAAAGGAAUUGGGGACUUCAUCGCUUAUGGGGAAGAUACCUCAGAGCUCAUUCCCUAUUGUGGAUAGUGAAACUGAGAAGAGGGUAUUGGCUUUGGUAGAAAAGGAGGUUUCUUCCUUGACAUUGGCCGAUAUCUCUAGAAGGUGUGCCAUUCCUUCAACUUAUGCAUCCUCUGGCCAGCAGAUUGACAAAAUCAUUGUACGAGGCAAGCUUGAGCGUUCAAUUCAGGCAGUGAAAGCUGCUUUACAAAAACUGGAAACUGGAGGUGCUGUUGAUGACGCUAAAGCAGUCUGUGAAUCUGAAGUUUUAAGGCAGUUAACAAGAUGGCAUAAUAAGCUCAGAGUGUACCUUGCACCUUUUAUUCAUGGCAUGCGCUACACGUCUUUUGGACGCCAUUUUACAAAGAAUGAGAAGCUCGUUGAGAUUGUUGAGAAGCUUCAUUGGUAUGUGCAACCUGGAGAUAUGAUUGUGGAUUUCGCCUGUGGUACGAAUGAUUUCAGUCAAUUCAUGAAAGAAAAGCUUGAUAAGGUUGGCAAAAGAUGCAACUUCAAGAAUUAUGAUGUUAUUCAACCAAAGAAUUCUUUCAAUUUUGAAAAGAGGGACUGGAUGACUGUCCGUCAAAAGGAACUACCACAUGGAUCUAAACUGAUCAUAGGCCUUAAUCCUCCUUUUGGAUCAAAAGCAAUGCUUGCAAACAAAUUCAUUGACAAGGCUCUGACCUUCAAGCCAAAGCUCAUUAUAUUAAUUGUCCCUAAGGAGGCUGAAAGGUUAGAUCGAAAAAAGCAACCUUAUGAUUUGGUAUGGGAAGAUGAGCAAAGACUUUCUGGGAAGUCAUUCUAUUUACCUGGUUCUUUGGAUGUGAGUGACAAACAAAUUGACCAGUGGAAUAAAUAUCCACCCCCACUCUGUUUGUGGAGUCGCGCUGAUUGGACACAGAAGCACAAGAGAAUAGCAGAGCAGCAUGGGCAUUUCUCCCAUACCGAUGAAGAAUUGGUUUAUGUUUGUGAGGAUCAAUCUACAAAGAAUCAUGAUGUCUAUAAUAAGCAGAAAUCCACAUCUGGAAAAGGAAAAGAGGCUCACUUUAAUGGAAACAAGAAUUUCGCUGCUGGGAAACCAGUACAAGCAGAUGGCUUCCCUCCUGAAAAGCUAGUAGAAGUUGCAUACGAGGAAACAAAGGUUGUUUCUAACAGAAGUGAUAUGUAUCAAGCAGAUCAAAUUGGUGUUCAUGAUGAGGAGAGAGAUGCACAUUCGGACUUGAUGAUUUCUCGGUACAACAGUAUGAGAGCAAAGGAGGUUUCAAAUAGCUCAAGAGACAAAAGGAAGUCAGAUAAUACAGGACAUGGUGUGAAAGGAGAUUCUGAUAUGAGUAUCUCGCCCCCAGACUCUAGGAAUUAUCAACACAAAUCAAGCAACCGUGAACCUCCAUUGUCCAGUAGAAGUGUACAUACCACCUCAGAGAGAUUGGGAUAUCAUGAUAACUGUUUCAAUCAUCUUGUACAAGAGCACUCAGCAUCUAGCCUUCAGAUGUCAACCUUUGAGGACAGCUAUUUCAGACCUGUUAACGAAUAUGGAGUUGCAUCUGUAGAAAAUAACGUUGCCUUUUCGACUGAUAACGGCCCAAGAAUGUACAGUCCUGAUCUUGAGCUAACCGGGCUGUAUGCUAGUGAUCCUACUGGUAAUGCUUACGGUGCAGUAUCUGGUGGAAUUGGUGGCAGCUUUUACAGGAGGCAGGACCUCCAGGAUCACGCCCUGGGGAGUAGUGACUCUGCUCAUGUGAAUCCAGUUCCUGGAAGAGAGAUGCAGGAAAAUGCAAGAAUAUACUACGGACACAUGGAUGAGCUUCCACAAACAUCAAUGAACACACCUUCCAUGGAUAUUCGAACACAGAUAAGAAUGUACGGCGCUGGGCACAUCAGGGAUGAUCCUGAUAUUCGAGCACAGAUAAGAAUGUAUGGUAGAUACAGUGGCUCUGAUCAUCAGCAUGCAAGCAGAUACUCUUCUCGAUCUCCAGACGCUAUCGCAUCCAGAUUUGAGCAACCUGCUUUAACUUCAUAUGGAAUGCCAACUUUAGGUUCAACAGGGAGGUCAGUGAUAGAUAGGUAUGGUCCUCCUAUCGAUGAAACAAACUAUAGAACUGGCCAACGAGGCCCAUACAGUGCUCCAGACUUUCGCAGGGAUCGGCAUCCUGACACACAGAAUUUUGCUGCUUCUUCCCACAAGCAGCAUCCUUACCCACCUCCAGGUUCCUCUGGUGGUUGGCAUGACUAGUAACUGAGCCUUUGAUGUUCACAUAGCUUUGUGGUUUGGCAUCCUCUGGCAGAUGUAAUAUAACAAAGAUAACAAGAGAUGACCCAGAGGAUGCUUAAAAUGUUACUGUAGAGGUUUAACCAUGUGUUGGAACGGAUUAAGUAGGUUAUAGCGUUUGUCGUUCUCUGAGCUUCAGCGAUACCAAUUUCGUUUGCGCUUAAUGUAAAAAAAAAAGAACUUUUGUUUUGAAAUGGGAAUUUGUUUUCAUGAUAGUUGUGUGAACAGUGCUUGAGUAAUUAUAAUGUGGAUGCACCAUUUUAGUUAACUAAUUGUUUGCCUAU